This is a messenger RNA of Pseudogymnoascus destructans, 2154 nucleotides long. RefSeq lists its product as uncharacterized. The coding region runs from base 326 to 1126 and encodes 266 amino acids. Gene Ontology annotation, cellular component: nucleus; ribonucleoprotein complex; cytoplasm. Gene Ontology annotation, molecular function: mRNA binding. The record is from RefSeq and is a predicted model, not a curated record. The transcript is spliced from 7 exons. Lineage: Eukaryota; Fungi; Ascomycota; Leotiomycetes; Thelebolales; Thelebolaceae.
CGACCACUAAACUGAUACUACCAAGGCCUUUGUUGUUGGCGCCGAAUAAUGUUGGUGGUACGUACUUCUCCAGUAAGACUUCGUCUCCACACUCCACCCUCGUCCAACCCUUCGACCUUUCAACUUUUCUUCCAACCUCCCACCUUCUUCUACCACAAGAGUACAAGAAGGCCCCUGUGGAUCCCCAUUUCAAUCUAAUCCUCUUCGAUCUUAUACUACCUUUGGCAUCGAUCUUCGUUUCCAUCCAUAUAAGCUUGUUUCGCGCCGACGCGACCUACUCGACCUUGUCUUCUGUUGAGACAAUUCACCCGCCAGCCUCGACAAUAUGACGGAGGUGUCCUCCACGAGGCUCUACUUGGGCAACCUCCCUCGCGAUGCCACCAAGGCUGACGUUGAGGCCCAUUUCGCCACUCAUGGCACCGGUACAAUCAAGGAGAUCAAGCUCAUGAACGGCUUUGGAUUCAUCGAGUACGAGGAUGCCAUGGAUGCCCGAGACGUAGUUCCUGCUUUCCAUGGCUCCGAGCUCAAGGGCGACCGCCUGACCGUCCAGUUCGCCCGCGGAUCGCGCCAGCGCGACAACUUCGCCGCCACCGACCGUACGGCCCCGCGCCCCAGACGCACCCCACACAGGAUGCAGAUUUCGGGACUCUCCGGCGAAACCAGUUGGCAGGACCUGAAGGACUUUGCGCGUCAGUCCAGCCUCGACGUCGUCUACUCCGAGACCGGCCGCGACCGUGACGGCAAGGGCUUCGUCGAGUUUGAAACCGCAGCCGACCUCCGCACCGCUGUCGAAAAACUCGAUGGCCGCGAAUUCAAGGGUGCUCGCGUGACUUGCACCGCUGAUACCCAACCCGACAUGCCCCGCGACCGCCUCCGCUCCCGCUCCCCCCCCGCCGCCCCUAUCCCAGCGACGACUACGACCGUCGUCCCCGCGGCUACUCCCCCCGCCGCGACGGCUACCGCGACCGCUCUCCCCGUCGGGACUACUACGACGACCGCGGGCGCUACGGACGCUCGCCUCCGCGCGCUAGGGGACCGAUGGACGAUUAUCCGCCGCCGCCUAGGAGGGGGCCGUAUGAUGACCCGUAUAGGGGCGGGUAUGCGCCGCCGGUGGAUCCGUAUAUGAGGGGGGGGGAGUAUGGGAGGCCGCCGGUUAGGGAGUUUGGGAUGAGGGAGGCGGGGUAUCCGAGGGAGUAUGAUAGGAGGUAUUGAUAUGCUUGACCUGUUUGUCUGGGGUUGAGUGGGGUUGUUGGGUACCUGGGGUGAGGUGAUACUGGAUGAGGAAUGAGGGAUAGGGGAUUAGGAUGAAGGGCGUCGCUUUUCUUUGCUGCUAUGAUAUGAUACGUAUAUCCGAAUGGAUGGGUUCGGUGAAUGGGUCGCUCGGUCGGUCGAGCUGGGAGGGACGGGGAUGAAAACUUCACCUACAAAACGUCUUGUGGGCGGAUUUGUUUUCUCCCUUUUUUAUAAAAAACAGAUUGAGCAGUUUUUUCUUGCGCUUAGCUAGCAUGCAUGGAUUCUAUGGCGGAUAUUGAUUUCGGGGGGUUUUUAUGGGAUUCUCUUAACUCCGGCUCUUUGUAUAUGAUUGUUUGUUGUUUUUGUCCUGAUCUGUGUUCUUUGGUGCAAUCAAUGUGGGUGGUUGUCCUUGAUGUUGGUCCUGGGGGGUGGUAUAAGAUGUAUUUCUUGCGCAAACUGGAACCAAGACCUACCUCUGUGACAGAACCAUAGCCGGGGAAACAAAAGUCCACGCAAAACAACACAACACACGGACCAAAAACAGUCUACACGCAGACCACAGGAAGCAACUUUUAGGCUAGGACGGUGGAUAAAAAUAGCCUUGAAAUUGAAACCACAGCCUCUAUUCGAUCUUCGCUUGCAGCGAGGUGGGAUGGGCAUAGGCGGAGGGAGUGAUGGGUCUUAUUUUAUCAGCCUUAAUUUUUUACACGCUUUGUUUUCGUUUUCGUUUUCGUUUUCGUUUCUGCUUAUGCAUUUCUGACUUCUGAUAGCAACGCACGUAGGCCAGAUAGCUCCGUGGUUUUACUAUACAGGCAUAUUUUUUGACCUUUUUUUAUCUGAGCCUGUGAAGGUGGGUGAUUGAUGGUGAAAUCACAAAGACGGAAAGAUCUGGCACACAGGAAAUGUAAUACUCUUAAUCCC